AUGGAUAGGAGUUGGAUGUCUAUUAAGAACUACCUAGACCCCAAGUAUUUAGAUGGAGUUGAUGAAUUUAUUAAGUUUGCUUUUCUAGGCAAGGAUCCUAAUUGUAAACUGCCAUGUCCUUGCAAAGUAUGCAAUAAUUUUGAGGAUCAAACUAAGGAAGUCAUGGCCAAUCACUUGUGUCGAGGAAUUGUUGAUAGUUAUACUAGGUGGAUAUUUCAUGGCGAAGGGUUUGAAUCUGAUGAUGAGAAUGAUGACAUAGAAAUAAAUGACAACGAUAGUGACUUUGACAGUAUGGAGAAGCUGUUAAAUGAUGUAGGAGUUGCUAACUUUGAUGAGAGUUGGAGACAUUCACCGGAACUUGAUACGGGUGCUUGUACCGAGAAAGAAGGAGAAGCAAGUAGGUUUCUCAGAUUAUUAUCAGAGGCUGAAAAAUCUCUAUACCCGGGCUGUGAAAAGUAUUCAAAACUCUUGUUUAUUGUCCAUAUCCUCCACUUGAAAACAAUGAAUCGGUGGACUUGUAAAUCUACUGAUAUGGUGCUGAAGUUCUUGCAUCAAGUAUUUCCUACAGCUUUGAUUCCCAGUUCAUAUUACCAGGUAAAAAAUUUCAUCCGUGAGUUGGGGCUGAAGUGUGAAAAGAUCCACGUUUGUGAAAAUGAUUGCGCACUUUUUUGGAAUGAAAAUAAAGGCCUUGAUCAUUGUCCAAAUGAAAAAUGUAAAGCACCGCGGUAUAAAUCUCCAAAUUCCAAAAUACCUAGAAAGGUGUUGCAUUAUUUUCCAUUACAACCAAGGCUGCAAAGACUAUUUGUGAACAAAGAGAUUGCUCGGGAUAUGAGGUGGCAUAAGGAGAGACGUGUAGAUAAUGAGAACAUGAUGCGACACCCUGCUGAUUCAUUAGCUUGGAAAGAUUUUGAUAGAAAUCACAAGUCCUUCGCUGAAAAUCCUAGAAAUGUGAGGCUAGGACUUGCUAGUGAUGGUUUUAAUCCUUUUGGAACCAUGAGCAAUUCAUACAGUAUAUGGCCUGUUAUCCUUGUUCCUUACAAUCUACCUCCUUGGAAAUGCUUAAAAGAUCCAUUUUUUUUCCUAUCAAUGAUUAUUCCUGGUCCCAAAGCACCUGGAAAUGACAUUGACAUAUUCUUUAGACCACUAGUUGAUGAGUUAAAAGAGUUAUUUGCCACUGGUGUGGAGACAUAUGAUGCCUUCAGGGAGGAGAAGUUUAUGUUACGUGCAGCACUUUUGUGGACAAUAAACGAUUUUCCAGCAUAUGGCUAUUUGUCGGGAUGGAGUACAAAAGGGUACAAGGCAUGUCCUGUGUGCUUAGAUGAGACGACUAGUCUAUAUCUUAAUAAUGGUCACAAAUGUUGUUACAUGGACAUCGCCGUUUUCUGCCUAUUGAUCAUAAAUGGCGUCGAGAAAAAAAGCAAUUUAAUGGAGAAAGAGAACAUAGACAGCCUCCUAGGACCCUAUCAGGCUAGGGAGGAUUUAAAAGAAAUGGGAUUAAGGGAAGAGUUGCAUCUACAACUGGGAGGUGGCGCAUCUAAAGUUAUGCCACCUGCAUGUUACACUUUAUCACGCCUAGAGAAAAAGAAUUUCUGCCAGUUUUUGAGCACUAUCAAUUUCCCGGAUGGCUUUGCUUCAAACAUUCCUCGGUGUGUGAAGACCAAGGAGUGUCAACUUUUAGGAAUGAAGAGUCAUGACUACUAUGUGUUCAUACAACGACUUCUUCCACUAGCAACUAGAGGAAUGCUGUCAAAAGAUGUCAUGUAUACACAUGCACGUGGAGAAUGUACUGAUGAAUUGUUGUCCUUGGCUAGAGGACCUGAUUUUCGAGUCAAUACAUUUGCUGGCUGUAAUGUGAAUGGAUUUAGAUUCCACAUUAAGGCUCGGGAACGAGAAAGAAAGACACAAAAUAGUGGAGUUAUGGUAAAGGGGGAGCAUGCUGAUAAAGAAACAUACUUCUAUGGUAUAAUUACUGAUAUAGUUGAGGUUGAAUACUCAUUUACUCAAAAUCGAGUAGUUGUGUUUAAAUGUGAUUGGUGGGACUUGAGAAAUAAUUCGGGAAUCAAAGUAGACAAGCAGAGCAAUAUCACUAGCAUCAACAUGUCAAAAACAUGGUACUCAGACCAACCUUUUAUAUUAGCAUCCCAAGCUGAACAAGUUUUCUAUCUUCAAGAUACGAAGCUUGGAGGUAAUUGGCAUGUUGUAGAGUUAGUUAGUCCACGCUCAUCUUAUGAUGUUCCUGAGAAGCAUGAAGAUGAUUUGGUUGAUAACGAAGAGGCUUACCAAGAAGAGUAUCAUGAAGAUUUGAUUGGUGUACAAGAAAAUCUUGAGUUGGUCAGUUUGAAGAGAGGAGAUGUGCAAACUGAAGAAAGGAUAGAGGCUGGUGCUAUGUUUUUUAUAGAAUUGUCAGCUAGCCGUGCAAGGCAAUUGGAUGAUAAUUUUAUUGAUAAUGAUGAGGAAAUUGAGCAACAAUUCAAUUCUGAGGAUGAAAAUGAACAAUUUGUACAAAUUGAUGACUAUGAAUCAGAUUAA
Messenger RNA from Coffea arabica (coffee), 2529 nucleotides. RefSeq lists its product as uncharacterized. NCBI's taxonomy places the organism in Eukaryota, Viridiplantae, Streptophyta, Magnoliopsida, Gentianales, Rubiaceae. The record is from RefSeq and is a predicted model, not a curated record.